Molecule: messenger RNA, 934 nt
Organism: Sclerotinia trifoliorum
Lineage: Eukaryota; Fungi; Ascomycota; Leotiomycetes; Helotiales; Sclerotiniaceae
Source: the annotation of a GenBank genome assembly
ACAACCAUUCUCAUUUCAAUUUUUGCGCAUAUUUUUAAACUUGCCAACUAUAUUUACUACAUACUCGGAUUUGAAGCCACACUCCCACGGUCAUCGUACUGAAAUUGCCAAAAUGAGUGCGCCACCAGCAAAGUUCGAUGCCGAAAAGGCAGACAAUUUCGAAGACGUAGGUUAUCUUCAAUCGCGUGCAGGCAAAGUUCUGCUGCAUAUGCCCUAUGUUUAUGAUACUGACAAGUUGUUAGAUUGAGAAGCAAUUUGCAGUUAAAGGUCCGCACAGCCUCAAAGUCUUCCAUAUAUUACCCCGCCAUUGACCCCGCAGUUAGCUGUUCAACAUAUGUCUACAUAUUGGGCAAUUCUCGAGAAAGUCCGCGGAUCCUCCCUACGACUCACAAAGAUUGAUAACGAGAUAUAUGAGCAUUUGAUGAAGGAUUUCCCGGAUUUCGAUCCAGCUGCUACCAUUAAUGAGGAUGAAAUGAAGAGCAAGGCAGGAAAGGAGAAAUGGAGAAGCUUCAUGAUGACUUAUGAGAAGAGGAUUGAUGAUUAUAAUUUUGGAACAAUGUUGAGAACGAACCCAAAAUUUGAGUAUGGGCAGGACGAGACUAUCUUCGGUAUGUUUUGACGGAUGUGAUUCAAGGGGUUAUAGAGCUAACGAUGGCCAUGGUAGUUCCUAGAAUGCAAUUCUAUGCUUACGAAAUUGCAAGGUUUGUUUACCAUUACAACUUGGAGAAAUAUCCAUUAACUUCUUGAUAGAAACCGCAAGGGAUUGAACGAUUGGAUUUAUGAAAAAGAGCACCCAGAGGCCGAAAAACAGACUGAAGAGAACAAAUCUUAAAUAUUAAAUCUCAUUUAUAACUAAUAUACCCUCUAUCCCCACGGGCACUUAUCAAGCCCUGUACUUUAUGGAGUUUUCCAUGUGAGGAUCUAAAGUCAAUUU